CUAAAGCCCAACAAGAACCCUAUUCUUCACCCUCGCACCCACCAACUAUGGCGGCCACAACUACCGCCGCCGUCGUCGCCGUCUCUCCGACCACCAACUCAUCCCUCUCCACUCUCAGAAACCCAAAGCCUGCGCCUUUCUUCUCCACCCCAUCAUCCUCAGUUCCACCGAAUCACAAGCCCCUCCACCUCGCCACCACCCACUUCAAAACUCUGACCCCGGUCCGCUCCUCCUCCGGCCCCUCCGAUCUCUCUCCCUCCUCCUCGUCCGCCGCCAACCCACUCUCCCUCAAGUCCCGCCUCCGCGCCGGCGAGACCCUCUACGGCAUCUUCCUCCUCUCCUUCUCCCCCACCGUGGCCGAGAUCGCCGGCCUCGCCGGCUACGACUUCGCCGUCGUGGACAUGGAGCACGGCCCCGGCGGGGUCUCCGACGCCCUCCACUGCCUCCGCGCCCUCGCCGGCACCGCCACCCCGGCGAUCCUCCGGCUCCCGGAGAGCUCCCCGGCCUGGGCGAAGAAGGCCCUCGACCUCGGCCCGCAGGGGCUGAUGUUCCCGAUGAUCGACAGCCCGGAGCUGGCCCGGGACGCGGUGUCGUACGCCCGCUUCCCGCCCCGCGGCGUCCGCGGGGCAGCCCACCCGGUGGUCCGCGCCUCCAAGUACGGGAUCGAGGAAGGGUAUUUGAGUAAUUGCGAGGAGGAGCUCCUCAUCAUGUGUCAGGUGGAAUCCCAACAAAGCGUCAGAAAUGUCGAACAGAUCGCCGCCGUCGACGGGGUGGACUGCAUCCAAAUGGGGCCGUUGGAUCUGAGCGCGAGUAUGGGGUACCUCUGGGACCCGGGGAACAAGAAGGUGAGGGAGACGAUGAGGGCGGCCGAGAAGGGAGUGCUGGGAUGCGGCCGGGCGUAUCUGGCGGGCUUCGCGAUGCCGUUCGACUCGCCGGACGAUCUGAGGAAGAGAGGGUAUCACAUGGUGUCGGGUGCGGUGGACGUGGGGCUGUUCCGGAACGCCGCCGUUGAGGACGUGAAGAGGUUUCGGAUGGGGUUGGAGGGUCAGAGCAGCGACAGCGAUGGCGAGAGGGUGGAUGGGAAGGAUGCUGAUGAGAAGUACUGGAGUGAGUGAGAGUGAGAUGGAAGAAGUUGAAUGGCAUUUCAAGCUGCAGUAAAAAAAAUAUCCGCGUUCGGUUUUUUCGGUCUUUUUAAUCAAUUUUGUAUAUUUUGUGGAAUAUUUAUUCUGGAGAAAUGCUGAAUCAGAUGAAGUUUACUCGCUUUCCUUGACUGAAGUUUGUAAUUUUCCUUGUUUCUGAUUGCAGCAAUGUUAUUCGGUUCUGGUAA
Messenger RNA from Syzygium oleosum, 1327 nucleotides. RefSeq lists its product as uncharacterized. NCBI's taxonomy places the organism in Eukaryota, Viridiplantae, Streptophyta, Magnoliopsida, Myrtales, Myrtaceae. The record is from RefSeq and is a predicted model, not a curated record. The coding region runs from base 48 to 1115 and encodes 355 amino acids. Gene Ontology annotation, cellular component: cytoplasm. Gene Ontology annotation, molecular function: aldehyde-lyase activity. The transcript has 2 exons.